CUGUUGGGGCCCAGCCCCUACUCAUGGUGCCCAGAAGACCCGGCUAUGGCACCAUGGGCAAACCCAUUAAGCUGCUGGCUAAUUGUUUUCAAGUUGAAAUCCCAAAGAUUGAUGUCUACCUCUAUGAAGUAGACAUUAAACCAGACAAAUGUCCUAGGAGAGUGAACAGGGAGGUAGUUGACUCAAUGGUUCAGCAUUUUAAAGUAACUAUAUUUGGAGACCGUAGACCAGUAUAUGACGGAAAAAGAAGCCUUUAUACAGCUAAUCCACUUCCUGUGGCAACUACUGGGGUAGAUUUAGAUGUUACAUUACCUGGGGAAGGUGGAAAAGAUCGACCUUUCAAGGUGUCAAUCAAAUUUGUCUCUCGGGUGAGUUGGCACCUGCUGCAUGAAGUACUCACAGGACGGACCUUGCCUGAGCCACUGGAAUUAGACAAGCCAAUCAGCACUAACCCUGUCCAUGCCGUUGAUGUGGUGCUACGACAUCUGCCCUCCAUGAAAUAUACACCUGUGGGGCGUUCCUUUUUCUCAGCUCCAGAAGGAUAUGACCACCCUCUUGGAGGGGGCAGGGAAGUAUGGUUUGGAUUCCAUCAAUCUGUUCGACCUGCCAUGUGGAAAAUGAUGCUUAAUAUUGACGUUUCUGCCACUGCCUUCUACAAAGCACAACCUGUCAUUCAGUUUAUGUGUGAAGUUCUUGACAUUCAUAAUAUUGAUGAGCAACCAAGACCUCUGACUGAUUCUCAUCGGGUAAAAUUCACCAAAGAGAUAAAAGGUCUAAAAGUUGAAGUGACUCAUUGUGGAACAAUGAGACGGAAAUACCGUGUUUGUAAUGUAACGAGAAGGCCUGCCAGUCAUCAAACCUUUCCUUUACAGUUAGAAAAUGGCCAGACUGUUGAGAGAACAGUAGCACAGUACUUCAGAGAAAAGUAUACUCUCCAGCUGAAAUACCCACACCUUCCCUGUCUGCAAGUGGGGCAGGAACAGAAGCAUACCUACCUGCCACUAGAAGUCUGUAAUAUUGUGGCAGGGCAACGAUGCAUCAAAAAGCUAACAGACAAUCAGACUUCUACUAUGAUCAAGGCAACAGCAAGAUCUGCACCAGAUAGACAAGAGGAAAUUAGCAGAUUGGUAAGAAGUGCAAAUUAUGAAACGGAUCCAUUUGUUCAGGAGUUUCAAUUUAAAGUUCGGGAUGAAAUGGCCCAUGUCACCGGACGCGUCCUUCCAGCACCUAUGCUCCAGUAUGGAGGACGGAACCGAACAGUAGCAACACCAAGCCAUGGGGUAUGGGACAUGCGUGGAAAACAGUUCCACACAGGAGUUGAAAUCAAAAUGUGGGCCAUUGCUUGUUUUGCCACACAGAGACAGUGCAGAGAAGAAAUAUUAAAGGGGUUCACGGACCAGCUGCGUAAAAUCUCCAAGGAUGCAGGAAUGCCCAUCCAGGGCCAGCCAUGUUUCUGCAAAUAUGCACAGGGAGCAGACAGUGUAGAGCCCAUGUUUCGGCAUCUCAAGAACACAUAUUCUGGGCUACAGCUCAUUAUUGUCAUCCUGCCAGGGAAAACACCAGUAUAUGAGGUAAAACGUGUAGGAGAUACACUUUUGGGUAUGGCUACCCAGUGUGUUCAAGUCAAGAAUGUAAUAAAAACAUCUCCUCAAACUCUCUCAAAUUUGUGCCUAAAGAUAAAUGUUAAACUCGGAGGGAUCAAUAAUAUUCUUGUACCUCAUCAAAGACCUUCUGUGUUCCAGCAACCAGUGAUAUUUUUGGGAGCAGAUGUCACUCAUCCUCCUGCUGGUGAUGGAAAGAAGCCCUCUAUCGCUGCUGUUGUAGGUAGUAUGGAUGCCCACCCAAGCAGAUACUGUGCCACAGUCAGAGUUCAGAGACCUCGACAGGAGAUCAUACAAGAUUUGGCCUCCAUGGUCCGGGAACUUCUCAUUCAAUUUUAUAAGUCAACUCGGUUCAAACCUACUCGUAUCAUCUUUUAUCGGGAUGGUGUUUCAGAGGGACAGUUUAGACAGGUAUUAUAUUAUGAACUACUUGCAAUUCGAGAAGCCUGCAUCAGUUUGGAGAAAGACUAUCAACCUGGAAUAACCUACAUUGUGGUUCAGAAGAGACAUCAUACUCGAUUAUUUUGUGCUGAUAGGACUGAAAGGGUUGGAAGAAGUGGCAAUAUUCCAGCUGGAACAACAGUUGAUACGGACAUUACACACCCAUAUGAGUUUGAUUUUUACCUUUGUAGCCAUGCUGGAAUACAGGGUACCAGCCGUCCUUCGCACUAUCAUGUUUUAUGGGAUGAUAAUUGCUUUACUGCAGAUGAACUUCAACUGCUAACUUACCAGCUCUGCCACACUUAUGUACGCUGUACACGAUCUGUUUCUAUACCUGCACCAGCAUAUUAUGCUCAUCUGGUGGCAUUCAGAGCCAGAUACCAUCUUGUGGACAAAGAACAUGACAGUGCUGAAGGAAGCCAUGUUUCAGGACAGAGCAAUGGGCGAGACCCACAAGCUCUUGCCAAGGCUGUACAGAUUCACCAAGAUACCUUACGCACAAUGUACUUUGCUUAACAAGUCCAAGUGUGUUCUUGAAGGGAAGAACUGAGCGAUGAAUCAACAUACAGCAUAUGUCUCCAGUAGUCCACUGAGUAGAUGUGUCUCCAGCCAUACAGAAGCCAGCACUGUGUGGGAGCCCGGUCCUUAUGUUGAUGCAAGGAAGAUUGUUUACUUCAUCAAGGAACGCAGCACCAUUAUGCAAUAUAAAACCAGCCAGCUGCUUUUUGUGCGGUCUCCUGUAGGAAGUAUCGCAGUUGUUUUGUUUUCUCUUCUUAUAGUCUAACCCUUUUAAUGCCUUUACCUCAAGUUGCUUGGCAGCACAACUAUCUUUGCAAAAAAAAGUAAAGCAAAAGUAAAUGAUGGUUUAAAAAACAUACACCUACACAAAUAAUCAAAGUGAAUAUUCACAAUUACGUGUGCAAAAAAUUAAUGUGCAUUCAUAUAUUCUUGUAAACGGAGUCUGUUUUUAAAUAUAUACAUGCAUAUUUCAUAGGCAUAUAUAUCUGAGUCUAGAUGGAUAAUAGAUAUAUAUGUGUUUAUGUAUAUAUUUUAGGAUUCAUUCCAUUGGGGAAUUUUCCUUCCCUUUUAUUCUCUGCUCACUACCACCUUCAUUUCUCUCUCAACCUCCCUUGCCCUCAUCUUCUAUAUUCCUAAUGCUGCCAGUGACAUUCAAAUGUUCAUCGAUGUGGCUCAUUUGAAUGUGAAGCGUGGCAAGCGAGAUUUCUGUUUUUAUUUUGUACACCUUGCUCCUGUGCUGUUUCAUACACAAUUCUGAGUCAACUCUUGAUACUGCUUUUUGUGUGUCCCUCCUGCUCUGAACUUAUAUUUGCUGUUUGUGCAAUGUGUACAUACACAGUAGCAACCUGAACUAUUCUUUUUCUUUAGUGAUUUUGUUGAAGCUGCUAUAAAUACAAAACUCUGUGAGAAGUUCUAACCCUUUCUCUCUGAUAUAUGAUGUGUAUUGUGAAGCCUUCUGUUUCCAGGAGUUAUACACAAGGUAAAUAUUUUAAGAGAUUAGAAUGCUGUAGGGUUGAGGCCUCUGAAAUUGGGUGAAGAGAGAAAGGUUUAUGAGGGGAUUGGUUUUUGCUAGUUUACUUGCUGCCUCUCAUACUUUAAUGUGAUUUUCAUAUAUAUAUUUUUAUAUAUAUGUCUGUGUUUAUAUAUAAACAUAUAUGUAUGUGUUUUGAAAUAUAGCUUCCUUUUCUUUUAUAUUUAUUAGAAUAGUGCUUUAAUAAUUAUAGAAUUGUAUUGGCAACAUCUUUUAUAGAAAUAUAGUCAUGUUUAUUUUAAGAACUUACAACUUGUUUUUUGCUAUCUUUUAGUGCAAUAAGCAGUUUUAAAGGAAAAUGUGUCUGUUUGACACCAUUACAACAGAUUGUAGGAGAAACAGGAACCUCCAUUGUUUUAAAAUGGCGAAGUAAUACAGCCUUAAUUUCAGAAGGAAAGUUUCAUAAUUUUCAAUUUUAAUGCAUGUCUUUUGAAAAUCAUAAUGAUAAUGAAGUAAAAUUUCCUAGACGAAUCUGACUUUAUUAGAAAUAUUUACUUUAAGAAAUGACAGAGACAAAUUUUUUAAUUAUUUAAAAGUAGAUAAUUAUUAUUGAGGAAUAAUACUGGAUAGAUGCCUAAGUUCAUUUACUAAAAUGAAUCCAGAAAAUACAAGAUCUUAUUUUUAAAUUUUUUUUGUUGAUUUACCAAAAUAUAACUUGCUUCUUAAAAUUAAGGUGGUAGGGACAAAAGAUGGUAGGACUUUGAUCAUUUUAAAUGAGUUCAAUCACUGAAAUGCAAGGAAAACUCUUUACAAAGCUUUUGUUUUAUUGAUUUCACUUUAGGAUAUUAAAACGUACUGUAAAGCUGUCAAAACCUGGUUUAUCAGUAACUUUGGAUUCAGGGGAACUUUGUAAUUCAUGUGGAGGUUUUGAUUGGUUUUUCUUUUAUCGGGGGUAAGGUUUUUUUGUUUUACACUGGUUCCGAAUAUAGAUGACACAGAUUGUUUCCAAUGGGCAUUGUUAGCCUUUCAGAAUUCCAUCUGCACCUAAAAACUAAUGGAUGUAGGUCUUUAGUUGCUCUCUUAUCUUCAGUACACUAUUAUUGCCAAUUUACUGUAUGUUGAGCCUGAAAUUUGAGCCCAUGUCCUCCAACAGGCAUGAUAUCUUUUGUCCCUUUGCCAGAAAACUUAAAAAGUACUGUAUUUUCUAUGUUUAUUAUUUUGAAGUAUCUAAAAUGCAAUUUACAACACUGUUUCAAAGCACUUUACAUAGGAUAUUUGUACAGUAUAUACAUUUUUUCUUCUAGCCUUCUUCCAUCUCCUAAAAAAUUCUUUUGAAACAUGUUUCACUUUUUUAU
Messenger RNA from Octodon degus (degu), 4886 nucleotides. Its product is annotated as protein argonaute-3. Bases 24 to 2558 code for a protein of 844 amino acids. The transcript has 18 exons. NCBI's taxonomy places the organism in Eukaryota, Metazoa, Chordata, Mammalia, Rodentia, Octodontidae. The record is from RefSeq and is a predicted model, not a curated record. Gene Ontology annotation, biological process: regulatory ncRNA-mediated gene silencing; regulation of stem cell proliferation. Gene Ontology annotation, molecular function: protein binding; RNA binding.